Molecule: messenger RNA, 2378 nt
Organism: Condylostylus longicornis
Lineage: Eukaryota; Metazoa; Arthropoda; Insecta; Diptera; Dolichopodidae
Gene: Dp
Product: transcription factor Dp
Exons: 9
Coding region: 498-1736 (412 amino acids)
Biological process (GO): regulation of transcription by RNA polymerase II; regulation of cell cycle
Cellular component (GO): nucleus; transcription regulator complex
Molecular function (GO): DNA-binding transcription factor activity, RNA polymerase II-specific; RNA polymerase II transcription regulatory region sequence-specific DNA binding
Source: RefSeq, a predicted model, not a curated record
CACAAGAACUAAAAGUUUUCUUAUAAUUCAAUAGUAAAUGAACAGAAAUUCCAUUGAUUUGAUUUAAAAAAAAAUAUAAUAGAAAUAACAUUAUAAUUAUAAAAUUAUAAUAUAGUGUAAAUUUAUUACCUUAUAUAUUAUUUUGAAUAAUUAAUAUGAAAUUUUAAGGAGUUUUUCUAAAGGUAUUUAGACAAAAGAAAUGUGGUUAUUUCAAUAACUAAAUUGGAAAAAAAUCGCCAUUUUACAUUUUGGGAUCGCGCGUACCUCAAAAAGACGGCCAAAUAUUAAAUUGAAAAUAAUUUUAUAAUUUUAAUUUUUUUCAUUUUGAAAGAUAAACAAAACUUUUAAAAAAUAAUAUAUUAAGUAUUGUUUAUAAUUUAAUUGUACUGUUUUAAAUUUCUUGUAUUGGAAAUUGAUGUAAAGAUAUAUGGACAAAUUGGGUCGAGUUUCGUCUUUAAAAUCGUGAAAAAAACUGGUGGUAGUAGGUGAAUGAAGAAAUGGCGCAUUCAGGAACAGAAAUUGAUUAUUUAGUUCGAAAUGAGCAUGGAAAACUUAUCAAAGUCAUACAUCAUACAAAUAUAAAACAAGAACAAAAUUCAAUAGGUUCCACAGAUAUGUAUAGCCAGUAUUCCGAUUCAGGAGUUUACAAUGAACAUACGGAUUUAUUAGGUGAAUCAAAUUAUGUAAGAGUACAAAAUUAUAACUUUCAACAAGCAACAAAUUCAGGAUAUUCGGUUGUGCCACAGACAACAAGCUCAGGACGUACUAUUAAGCAAACUAGUGCAAGUAUGGCAAUGAAAUCAAAUGAGGCGAAAGUGAAUAAAUAUGUAGCAAAUAAUAGUAGUCAUACACAAACCAGUAAAUCAAAACCUACAGUACAAAGUUCAGUUUCAAGACGCCGUAAACCUGAUAAAGUUGGAAGAGGCCUAAGGCAUUUUUCAAAUAAAGUUUGUGAAAAAGUUCGCGCAAAAGGUACAACAACAUACAAUGAAGUGGCCGAUGAAUUAGUCAAUGAAGAAGUCCAAAAUCAAGUGACUUAUGAUGCAGUCAAUUGUGAUCAGAAGAAUAUAAGACGACGUGUAUAUGAUGCCUUGAAUGUUUUAAUGGCUAUGAACAUUAUUUCAAAGGAUAAAAAAGAAAUACGCUGGAUUGGUUUGCCUACAAAUUCUGUCCAACAAUGCAGAAAUUUGGAAAAGGAAAAUCAAAAACGUAGAGAACGAAUAGAAAGAAAACAUCAACAGCUUAGGGAACUCUUACUGCAAAAAGUGCAAUUUCAAAGUUUAGUUGAAAGAAACAAAGAGGCUGAAAGACAAGGCUUCAUACCGGCUUCAAAUUCAUCAAUUCAGUUGCCAUUUAUUAUUGUAAAUACGCACAAAAAUACUAAAAUAAAUUGUAGUAUUUCACAUGAUAAAUCUGAAUAUCAUUUUGAGUUUAACGAUAAAUUUGAAAUUCACGAUGAUGUAGAAGUGCUGAAGCAUAUGGGCUUAGGGUUAGGUCUCGAUAAGGGUGAGUGCACAUAUGAAGAUGUUGAAAAAGCUAAAAGCAUGGUACCGAAAAAAUUUGAACAAUAUAUCGAAGCUUAUGGUUGCGGUCGAGAUGUUGAUCUAAUUGCGGAAGACUGUUCCUAUAUGGAAGAAAAUUCUCAACAAGCUUUGUCAACACGGACAAUAGAUCAGUCUUCAGAACAAGGUGAAUAUGAUGAGGAUUUGAUCUCAGAGUCUAGUGAAAUUGAAUAAACUUUUAUAAUUUUAUCCACAAAAUUAUUAAUUUGUACUUUUUUUAGAUUAAAAAAAGAAAUGAUUUUUUUUUAGUACUAGUUCUUUGUUAAUUUAGAAGUUCGAAAAUCUUACUCAAUUGAAUUACAACAUCAAUAAAAAUUAAACUUGCAAGUUGAUAUAAAUAUCAAAAACUAUUUAACACCACUAUUUAAUUUUUUAAUAAGCAAGUGUUUAUUGUACUUUUCUAGAUCUAUACAAAAUAAUAUGAAUAACAAUACAGGUAUAUUAAAUAUAAAUGAAAAAAUAAUAUACAUACUUUACUAUUUAUGUUGAACAUUUAAUUCUUUCAUAAGAAGCUUUUGUCUUUUUUAAAAUUAUAAAUAGUUACAAACUUAAUUUAGACAAUGAAUUUAAAAUCAAAGCGCUUUCAACAAUAUCGGCAAUAAAAAAUUGCAAACUCAUAGAAAACACAUAUUAUUUUUAUACAUAUUUUUCAACAUUAUUUUAUUGGAGAACAUCUUCGAGAGUUAUGUAUAUUAAAAUUAUAUAAGUACCGAAUAGAUUUUUAUUAAAACAAAAUAAGUAAAUUAUUUAACUUGAUUUUCGAUACAGGUUUAUUUUAAUAACAUUUAAUUACGUUAGACCGUGGAAUGCAUGUCA